CUGGUUUUGUAAGUAGUCGGCAGCCAUGAAAACCACUAGGCUAAACUGCUUGAAAAAAUGGAAAACAGAUUAUGUUCGGAUAUAUCUAUAGGUUUACGAAGUCUUAUAAAAAGUUUAUAGCCUGAACUUUCCUUGUUAGAAUUGUAGUAUUUGACCUCACAAUUUUUGUGUUAGUUAUUUCUUCUUCAUUUUUUCCAUCAUCUCCUUCAGUUUAUCUCCAGUUUUUCUUCAUCUUCAUUUCAUUUCAUCAGCUCAAUUUGUCUAUGUCUGUCAACUCUCCUCAUUUCUGAUAUUAUUCUUUUUCCCCCCGAAUACACUCACACAUAGUUUUUGGUAAAUAGCGGCCGGGAUGUCCGUCGCUCUGUGUCUCUUUUACACUCACUGUUCUUUCGUGUGUUCUUCAUUUUCACCCGAUUUCUCCUCCGUUUGGAGAGGAGACGUCGAAAAAAAGAAGAAGAAGAUGAAGAAGAAGAUUCUUCUUCACUUUUUGUCCCUUGCCUUCACCAGUUUUUCUUUUCGUUUUUUUCGUUCUUUUUUUGUUGGCUGAGUUUCUCUCAUCUCAUAAUUUUUCUUUUGUUUUCCAGAAUUCGGAACAAAAUUCGAAACUUGGAAAUGAAUGAAACUACACAUCAAAACGGGUUUUCUUCAAAGGAUUUAUUGAAUCUUGAUGAUAAACAAAAAGCUCUACUCGAACAAUUUUUGAUUCAGGCAAAUUGUGAGUUUUUUUGGGUUUUGGGUUACUGUAAUUUCUGAGUUUUGGUUGAAGUCCACAGUUUUUAGUACUUUUUUGCGUUUAAUAUGAGUUGAAAUUUUUGGGUCUCGAUAGGAAAAUCAGUACUGUAGAUCAAUUUUGCGCAUUGUCCAACUUUCAAGUCUAAACCCAAAAAUCUUGUUUAAUAUGAGCAAUGUCUGAAUUUUGGAAGUUGAAGUUCAAAGUUCCACUUCAGUUAAAGUAUUUUUAUCCAUAAAAAAUCCAAAUAUCUCUAGUUGAUAAAAAAAAUGAGAAAAAAUUUCAAAAAAUUCUGGAUAGACCCCUUAUGAGCUUGUUUUUCAGCAUCGAUGCAAGUGAAAAAUGGUAUUGAUGACAUAGCUUCUCGCCUCAAAAAUGGUUCAUCAAGUGGUGGAAAUUUGAUAGCUGGAUCAAUUGCUUCAUCCUCAACAAAUUCGCCAAAAGAACCUCAAUUCAUAUCGAAUAAUUCCCCAAAUAUGAAUCUGAAUUGUGUUGAAUGUGGUGUCAAAAAAUCAACAUCUGAAGAUAUGGAAACACAUCUAAAAACAGAACAUCUGAAUUGGUUACCAUUUCAAUGUCCAAUUUGUUUGGUUGAAAGAGCAAGUGAUGCACAAAUGAGAGAACAUUUACAUGCGACACACAAUAAAAAUAUGAACAAAUUCAUUUAUGUGGAUAAUGUUGGUGCAAAAAGACAACUGCAAAUACUCAUGGACAAAUGUUUUGCAAGAAAUGUGGCGAAAAGGAUAAACGCGUCGCCGAAUUCACCGAAAACUUGUCGCGGAUCGAAUCAAUCAUCUGGAAGAAAUACGGCAACUUCAAAUGAUUCGACUCCUUCGAUUAAGGAAAAAGAGAAACAGCAGGCACAAGUUGCAGCGGAUUUUUUGAAACUUCUCGAUUUCUCUGUCUCCGACAUUGCUACACCAAAAUCAAAACAAAAUGGGACAAGUCGAGGACACAAACGGCCAUUUGAUUCGAUUCCUUCUGGAAGUGCAACUGUUGAUAUUGUUCCAGUUUCUGAUGCAACUUUGGAUGGAAUUGUUGCAAAAGCAUCGAAAAUCAAUGGGGAAAAUGAAGAAAAUGAAUUACAACGUGAGUUUUGAACAAACAAUAGAUUUUUAAUAACAUUUUAUUUUUAGCAACAUUUUCAUUGGAUGAUUUGAACUUGGAUGGAAAUUCAGCACUUGCAUCGCUUUUUGGAGCAAAUAACAAAUUGAAUCUUGAUGAUUUGUCAAAUGAGCAAAAUGAUGCAUUUGAUGAUCCGCUCGAUGCUUUGAACCCAAUGUAAGUUUUGAAUCAGGUUAGACAGCUAUUUCAGACCACCCACGAAGCUACGGAGAUUAUGAGCAAUAAAGAACUGAAAAAAAUAUGAGAUAUAACCGAACUAUUUCGGUGGCCGAGUUUCAUUCAUCAAAAUUUGAACAUUUUAAAAGUGCUCACAAUCUCCGUUGCCAGGUCAUUCAGGCGCAUUUCCAACUGAUUAGCUUCCUUUAAAUACAAUAAAUUAUUCCAGCUCUGUUCUCGAUAAUGUUGCUGCUCUUUUCGGAUCAACCCCAAACACCAUCGAAUCAUCGGAAACAAAAAAGAUAACUUCAAGCGUUUCCAAAAAACGUGUACUUGGUGAAUGCAGCAAAUGCCAGAAACCAGUUACUGCCGGCGCAAGACAAAUGCAUAUGUUUUUCCAUUUGGCGAAAGAUGAGAAUGUAAGAAUUUUACUCUGAAGUUACCCGAAAUUCCAAAGUCUCAAUUUUUCCAGAUCUAUCGCUUUAAAUGUAAACACGAAGGAUGUACAAUUGAACAUUAUAGAAAAGAUCAAAUGGAAAAUCAUCAAUCAAAAAUGCACGGAAGAAUUGAUCCAGAUAUGAUGGAAGAUCGAUCUUUGGAACUUUUUCAAAAAUGUCAGGUAAGCUUUUUUUAUUUUCUUCAUUUUUUGUUUUUAAAUGUUUCCGCACAAAUCAGAAAAUAGUCGCACCUUAACCUAUUUUGAAAAAACAUUCUCCAAGUACGGUAUUCCUCUGCGUCACUAACAAGGGGUCUCGCAGCGACUCAGGAACACCGUACUUGGGAAGAGUGCCAAAUUUUUUUACUCCAAUAAUAUUGGUGGUGGUGAUAAUAAGUUUUAUAUGUGUAUUCACUACAUUUUUCAAGUCACACCCUCACCACAUUUGCAGGAAUUGAAUCAUGAAUUAUUUGUUGCUCAUCGUGCCGGCGGAGCAUCGCGCUCAAAUCUUUUAUCCUGGUCACCAGAUUUACAGGUUGGUGUUGUGAUGUGAUUUCAUUUCUGCAUGACGUUGUUGUUGUCUUUUUGCACGUUGUGAUAUGUUAUUUAUCCUGCUUUAAACCAUUUUUUCCCUGGUGUGAAAUUAACAUUUUUUUCCUUUUAGGAUCUGAGCAUGGAACUAUUGGGCACAAAAAAUGGCACGAUUCCGGGUCCAACUGCGGCAAAAGCUGAAAUUGCGUAUGCGGCACAACAAUUGGCAAAUGCGAAAAAGGUUUGUCAUGGUUUGGUGUGCGCGGGAUUUCGGAAGUCAUAUUGAUUUUUUUCUAAAAAAAAAAUCAAGUAACAAUGUUUUCCCUUUGUUAACUCUACCUUUUGAUUGAUUAAAAAAACAAACAAAAUUCGGGCCGAUUUCAGAAUGCAAAUAAAGCUGCAAAAUCGUCAUCGAUCUCCACUUCUGCUUCAUCAAACAAUGUGUCAACAAACGGUACGGAUUUCAAAAUUACAGUAGGAUUGCUAUAAUUUUAGAGAAUAUUGUUUUGUGUCGUUUCAAAAUUUGAACCGAAAAAGUUAGAAAUUCGAAUCAUGGUGCGUGGAUUUAUCAAAAAAGGUCUAAAAAAUUGAAUACUAACAUUUUUUGUUGAUUUUUUUCAUUUGGGUGGGUGCCUGUCUAAUAAUUUUCGGGCUUUAUUUUUCCCAUUGUCUAUUCAACACGCUUCAUCUCCCCAAUGUUACUGAAAAUUUUUGGUAGAUCAAAAACAAUAAGAGCUACAGUAAUCUCAAAUCCUUCGGAACUCUUUUGAUCGUUUGUAUUGAAAGAGGAAAAAUUUGGUUUUCUAGGCCAUAUAAGUUCUCUUCCAUCUGAUAAUCCAUAUCGCGCUAUGAGACUCGAAACAAACUUUCAUAAGUUCAAAUUUUGAAACGACAGAUUUCCUAAAUGUUGUGUUGUGCAUUAUUUGUUUCCGGUCACAUUUUGCGAUUUUUUCUUGUUAUUGUCCUCAAUUUUCCUUCUGGGUCCAACAGGUUGUGUUAAAAACUUUUUGUUUUUUUUUCUGAAUUUGAAUUUUAUUUUUGAUAAAUCCAUGUACUAUGAAUUUGAAUUUUUAAUCUGGAAGAUGUUAGUUAAUUUUGAGAUUAUGUAAAGAAAAAGAAAUAUUCAAAAAAAAUUCAGGGUUUCUUCCAUUGAAACUUGUUCCCGAUGAAGAUCAUCCACUUCAAUGUCGAUUAUGCGGAAAAACAAUGCAAAAUCGAAUCCGUGGAUUUCAUAUUUUAUGGCAUAUGGCUAAAGAUAAAGGAAUCAAUCGAUAUACUUGUAAACAGUGUGAUUUUGGACACGAUCGUUCUCAAUCUGUGCAAGUUCAUGGAAAAAAAGAGCACGGUUCAGAUGAUUGUGUUGAAGAUCGAAUUGGAGAAUAUCAGGAUGAUGUGAAAGAAAUGAGUGAAGCUUGUUUUGGUAUUUCAUCAUUGUUUGCGCAAGAAAGCAAAAGGAAAAAUAAAAUACCAGCUGCCAAUGUUCAGGUGAGAAAAACAAACCAAUUUUAGAAAGUUUAAGAAGUCUAAAAAUUUGAAAUUUUGUGCUGAAAACAAUGAAAAUUGCUGAAAAUUAAUAAUUUCAGCAUUUUCAGCACAAAAUUCUGAUCUUGAAAAAUAUUUUUCACAGUAAUCCGUUUGAUCCAAAUUUUUGGCACAAUUUUUGCUCUUGAAGAGUUACUAGCCUCAAAUUUUGUGCUGAAAAUGCUGAAAUUUUUGAUUUUCCAGCACUUUUAACUAAUUUCAUCAUUUUCAGCACAAAAUUUGAGCCCAGAAACUCUUCAAAAACUACUGUAGAAAAUUGUGCCAAAGAUUCCGAAAAUUUGGAUAAAUCCUAAAAAUUACUUCUAGCCUCAAAUUUUGUGCUUAAAACGCUGAAAAUAAUGAAAAUUGCUGAAAAUCAACAAUUCCAGCAUUUUCAGCGCAAAAUUUCAGUCUAGAAAAAUAUUUUUUACAGUAAUCCUUUGAUCCAAAAUUUCGGAAUUUUUGGCACAAUUUUUUGCUUUUGAAAAGUUUCUAGUCUCAAAUUUUGUGCUGAAAAUGCUGGAAAUAUUCAAAAAUUGCUGAAAAUCAACAAUUCCAGCAUUUUCAGCGCAAAAUUUCAGUCUAGAAAAAUAUUUUUUACAGUAAUCCUUUGAUCCAAAAUUUCGGAAUUUUUGGCACAUUUUUUUGCUUUUGAAAAGUUUCUAGGCUCAAAUUUUGUGAUGAAUAUGUUGAAAAUAUUCAAAAAUUGUUGAAAAUAAUAAUUCCAGCAUUUUCAACGCGAAAUUCUGAUCUAGAAAAAUAUUUUUUACAGUAAUCCUUUGAUCCAAAAUUUCGGAAUUUUUGGCACAUUUUUUUGCUUUUGAAAAGUUUCUAGGCUCAAAUUUUGUGAUGAAUAUGUUGAAAAUAUUCAAAAAUUGUUGAAAAUAAUAAUUCCAGCAUUUUCAACGCGAAAUUCUGAUCUAGAAAAAUAUUUUUUACAGUAAUCCGUUUGAUCCAAAUUUUUGGAACUUUUGGCACAAUUUUCUACAGUAACUUUUUGAAAAGUAUCUAGGCUCAAAAUUUUGUGCUGAAAAAAAACGCUUUCAUUUAUUUUCAGCAAAAUUUGAGCCCAGAAACUCUUAAAAGGCUACUGUAGAAAAUUGUGCCAAAGAUUCCGAAAGUUUGGAUCAAGCCCAAAAAUUACAAAUUCACGUUUUCAGCGCGAAAAUGAAAGCGGAGAUGCAUCUCCUUUGACAUUAAUCGAUGAAGAAGCUGAACUUGAAGCUGAUGUUCUUCUCGAAACCCUUCAAGAUUUUAUUGAUCUACCAAAAAUUGAAAAAACUGAGGAAAAUCUGGAAGAAGAUGUCGAAGAGACUGAAAAUGAGGAAGAAAUUGAAGAAGACGGUGAAGAAGAAGAGGAACAAGUUACUGGAAGUGCAAGAAGAAAAAGGAAAAUCAGUCGCUUCAAUUUUCGCGGGAAAAAAUCGAAAAAACAAAAAGAAGUUGCGGCGGUCACCAGGAAUAUUUCAAUUCUAAUCGGAGGAACACAAUUCUGUCGGAAGAAGGUCAACGAAUUUUCGUAUUGUCAGAUUUGUAGUAAAUUGGUAGCUAAUAAAAUGCCAGAACAUGCUUAUAGUCAUAUGAAAGCGGAAUUAUUUCAAUGUCCAGUUUGUGAAGUUGUGAGUUUUGUGAAAUACACACUGUGAUAUUUUUAAAACUAGAAAAAAAAAGAUUAUUUUCAGGGCCAUCAAUGUCGAGAUAUGUUAACAAAACAUAUCAAAGACAUGCAUCCAACAAAUACUCAAAAAAUAAUCGAUAAUCGUCUGAUCCACGUGGCAGACAUCAAAAAAUCAAUCAAAGAAUGUUUUCCCGCAUUUUUCAUCGAUCAUCCUUUGCCAACCCGCGAAGAUUUAGAAAAACUUGGCGAAUCCACAAAAAAUCUGAUAGAUUUGAAAAAUUUUGGAAUUGAAAAAUAUCUGGAAAAUUGUGAGGAAUAA
Molecule: messenger RNA, 6436 nt
Organism: Caenorhabditis angaria
Lineage: Eukaryota; Metazoa; Nematoda; Chromadorea; Rhabditida; Rhabditidae
Source: the annotation of a GenBank genome assembly